AUGGUUCUUUCUACUCCCACUGCCAUUAAUGACGCUUUAGAAGAACGUGUUGGUUCAACAAGAAUAUUCAGCACAGCAACUUUAAAUUAUACAAAUGUAUCAAAUGAAAUAUCAUCAAUUCAAUUAGAUUUAUAUAAUGGGAAAUUACCAGAUUUAAGAAUUGAAGAAUUAUUUAAAUUAAAACAAGAUUUAAUUAAUAAAUAUUCUACCGCAAAGACACAAAUUGAUCAUUCUAAAUUAGAAUAUGAAAAUUUAAUUAGUGAAAAUGAUCAAUUACAAUCUUAUUUUUCACAAGAUUCAAUAUCAGAAAGGAAAGCUCUAUUAUUUAAAAAAUUUCUGGAGACAAAGAAAAAAAUUGAAGAAUUAAAUAAAAAACAAUUUGAAAUUAAAGAUAUUAAUAGAAUUAUUGAAUCUUUUAAUAGAUUACAAGAAUUACAAUAUACUUCGGAUGAACUUGAUGAAAUAUUUGGUGAUGAUGCAGAAUUGAUUAAAAAUUCACCAGGAGUUUCCAAGAGAAGGGCAAUUAUAAAAGUUGAAAAAGAGAAGAAGGCAACUGAGGAUAAUGAUGUUGAUAUCGAUAAAGAUGGAAAUGAUGAUAGAGAUGAAACACCAUUUUUCGAAGAACAAGAAGUUAUAAAAUAUGUUUUUAAAGCUAAUUUAAAUAAUUCAGUUGAUAAAUUAAAAGAGAUUCAAAUGAAUUUACAAAAACAAUUGAAUCAAUUUGAAAAAGAGAUUAAAGAGAUUAAAUUAGAUUAUAUUAAUGAUGUAAAGAAAUUUGAAGCAAUUAGAAAGAUAGUUGGGUAUGAAGAUGAACAACCAGAAGAACAGGAACAACUAGAACAACCAGAACAAGAAGAACAUGCACCAGUGGUACAAGUAGUUCCUACUGAACAAACACAACUCCCAGUAGAACAAGAUGAAGAUGAAGAUGAAGCUUUAAAAGUUAUUAGAGCUCCAGGUUCUCAAAUUGAAAGAGUCGCUCAAGCUUGUGAUCGUUGUCGUUUAAAGAAAACAAGAUGUGAUGGGAAAAGACCUCAAUGCUCUCAAUGUGCCGCUGUUGGUUUUGAAUGUAAAGUUAGUGAUCGAUUAAGUCGUCGUGCUUUCCCAAGAGGUUAUACUGAAACUUUAGAAGAACGAGUACGUGAAUUAGAAGCUGAAAAUAAAAGAUUAACUUCCCUAUUAGAUCUUAGAGAUGAACAAAUGGAAUUAUAUAACAAGUUGGAAAAUAAUAAUCAAGAUCAAUUACAACAACAACAACCAUUAAGUUCUUCAAAUUUAUCUUUAUUAAAUAAAGGUCAUGAUCAAAAUCAAUCUCCAAUUACCAAGAAUCCUUCUUUAUUAACUGAAUAUAUAGAUCAUGAUCCAAAACAUGUUCAUUCAGGUCCUGGUUGUUGUGCAAAUUAUCCUCAUAGUGUUAAUGAACGUCCUGUUUCCAUUGCAGGUUCUGUUGAUUUAGAUAAUGGUUAUUUAACUGAUGAUGAUGCUUUGUCAUUCAAUCAUGAUAAUGAUUGGAAUAAUCAUAACAAUAACUCACACUACAAUCACUUCAAUAAUAAUCCAAAUAAUGUUAGUUUUGAACAAAAUCAAGCUCCAGGUUUACCUGCAGCUAUGGCAAUUGCUAAAAUGAAUAAAUCAAAUAGUAAACAAAUUCAAUUAGCUACAUUAGUUGCAAUGGCAAUUCCAAGAUCAACAGAAGAAACUUUAUUUAUACCAAGUUUAUUAAGUAAAAUUGGUGAAGUUCAUGGAUUAGAUUCAAAAACUUGUUUAACCACAGCAAGUGCAAUGGCUUCAUUAAAAGAAAUCCCAAAAAUAAAUUCCAAGAUAAUUCAAGAACGUAAUAAUAUUAUAAAUUUUUCAAAUAUAAAUUUUAAAACUAUUUCCAAGGCUGAAUCAAAUUUAUUUUUUAAUAAUUUAAAAUUACCACCAAAAUUUCAUUUAGAUCAAUUAAUUACUAUAUAUUUCCAAGAAUGGGGGUUAAUUAUUCCAAUUAUUGAUAAAAAUGAUUUCUUAAAACAAUAUGUUUCAUUUUCUCAAUCAUUUGAAAAUAAAUUUAAUGAUAAUAAUAUGGUUCAUAAAGAAAAAUUUGGUGCUAUAAUGAUUUUAAUAGUUCAGUUAGCUUUAUUAUGUCAAAAAAAUCAAAAUAAUUCUUCAAAUUCACCAAAAAGUGAUAAUUCAGAUCCGGGAUCUAAAUUUGGUGAUGCUGAUAAAGAUCAAAUUUUAUAUUAUGAUUAUUUAAUUCAUCAAUUAAUUAAUUCAUCAAUAACAUCAACUUGUUCAAUUCAAUCAUUACAAAUAUUAAGUUUGGCUUUAUUUUAUUGUUUAAAUACUGGUGAUGUUAUAACAAGUUAUAAUUUACGUGGUCGAGUAAUAACAAUGGCUCAACAAUUAAGAUUACAUAGAUGUCCUUCCGCUGUUUUGGGGAAUAAUGGGUCUACUGUGUCAAAAUUUCAUCAAGCUGAAAGACGUAUCCUGUUUUGGUGUAUUUAUACAUUGGAUACAUUUGCUUCAUUACAAUUAGGUGUUCCAAGAUUAUUAAAAGAUUAUGAAAUUGAAUGUGCUUUACCAUUUGGUAAUGAUAAUUUAGAUGAUGAUAAUAAUAUUAAUAUUUUGAUUGUUAAUAAUAAUCAAAUUCCAUUAGUUGGUAAAGUUUGUAAUUUAUCAUUAGCUAUAAUGAGAUAUUCAAAAGUUUUAGGUAAUGUCUUGGACUCAAUUUUCAAGAGACAUAAUCAUUCAUCAUUUGAUAAUUUCCAAGAAUUAACUUUAAUUCAUGAAAAUUUAUUGGAUUCUUGGAGAAGAGAUUUACCAAAUAAUAUUAAAUUUGAAUUAGAUGUUAAUGGAUUACUCAAGAAAAAUUCAAGUUCAAAAAAUAAUGAUAAACAAUUAUUAUUAGUUUUAUUAUAUUAUAGUGCAAAAAUUCUUAUACAUUUACCAGUUAUUGCAUCAGAAGUUAGUAAAAGUCGUGGUUCAGCUUCUCAUAUUGUUAUUCAACAAUGUACUUUAGCUAUAUUAAACAUUUUAUCUGAUUUAUAUUCUAAAAAGACUUAUUAUAUCCCAAUCCCAAUGAAUAUUUCAAGAAUUAAAUCAAGAUUAAGUUUAUUAAGUGCAAAAGGUUCAUUAGAAUAUACAAGAGGUGGUGCUUUAUUCCAAGAAUCUAAAUCAAUUUUACAAAAUAUUAUAAAUGAAUUGAAAAAUGAAAAUAUAAAUGAAAUUCCUGGUAAUUUAUCCAAGAAUUGUGUUUCAUUACUUGAAAAUGCAAUUGAAUCUAUAUUAGCUUCACCAAACUCGAAUUCAUCAUCAACACCAACACCUUCAAAUAAAAGAUCAACUUCAGAAUUAAAGAAGAAAGGAACAGGAAAUACUCUAUCACCUUUGAAAAAUGGUGUUGAAAUUUCAAGAUCUCGUGCUUAUUCACAUAGUGCAGCUUCAAAUCAAAGUUCAACAGGAAUUAAAACAGAAUCAAAUGAACAAUUAUCAAAUAUGUUAUCACAAUUAGAUAAUAUCCCACCAAUUUCUUAUGAUUCAAGUACCGCGGCUCAAAGAGUUCCUGUUAAUAGACAAAGAUCUGUUAGUAUUUCAUAUCCAACAAAUAAUAAUAAUAGUAAUGGUAACUUCAUACCAUCACCAAAAGAUCAAACAACUUCAAAUAGUUUUAUUAAAAAUCCAGGACAAUUUCCUUCUCAACAACCACAGAGUAAUAGUGGUGAUAGUAAUGGUUCUUUAGAAGAUCAUCAAUCUGUUGAUUAUGAUUUUGGUGCAGAUGGUUCAUUAGGUUUAGCUCCAUGGUUAGAUUUUGAUUUGAAUGGGUUUGAUUUUGGUGGAUAUAAUGUUAAUGUUAAUGGUGAAUUAACACCAAGUCAACAACAACAGCAGCAGCAACAGCAACAACAACAGACUUCAUCAUCACAUACUUUUAAUUCAUUUGAUUUCCAACACUUUAAUAAUGUUACUACACCAGGUUUAACAGAUUCAAAUAUAAAAUUAGAACCAAAUUUAACUGGUAAUUCUACAAGUUCAUUUGGUACACCAAUAAAUACAUCACAUUUAAUUCCAAAUCAACAACAACCUCCAGUUCAACAACCUCAACAACGUCAAAGAAGUGGUAGUUUAUUUGAUUGGCAGAAUUCAAAUUUAGGAGUUUGA
Messenger RNA from Hansenula ciferrii, 4140 nucleotides. It is a transcript of the gene CAT8, whose product is annotated as DNA-binding transcription factor CAT8. The transcript is spliced from 2 exons. Lineage: Eukaryota; Fungi; Ascomycota; Saccharomycetes; Phaffomycetales; Wickerhamomycetaceae. Gene Ontology annotation, molecular function: zinc ion binding; DNA-binding transcription factor activity, RNA polymerase II-specific; DNA binding. The coding region runs from base 1 to 4140 and encodes 1379 amino acids. The record is from RefSeq and is a predicted model, not a curated record. Gene Ontology annotation, biological process: DNA-templated transcription; regulation of DNA-templated transcription.